AUGAGCUCUAAUAAUCAAAAUACGAAUAACACUUCCAUAGAGCUGAUUUCGGAAAAUGGCCCCAUAUCGCUAAAUUUAAUGAUGGAAGAAGGAGUGAAAGCUUUAACUAGAAUUUUGUCGAAUCAAUUAAAUGAUACCCCAGGAACACAACCUAUGCAUUUCAUAAUAAAAAAAAAUGAUAAAGACAAUAAGGCUAUAGAUAUUAAUGGUGACGAUGAAGAAGUCGUUGAAUUAGGCAAUGAAAGUAAUUACCAUAUGUCCGACGGUGUUCAAAAUGAAGCGGAGAUAAUACUAAAUGACCAACUAAAUGAUAUAUUGAAGAAUCACGAGUCCCAACUGCGGCUUGAUGGCGAAGAAGCAGAGAUCAUUUUUGAUUAUGAAACUCAGGGUACUGUAGAUGGCUCUGAUUCAAUCGGAGAGAAAAUCACACAGAUGAUUGAAUCUGUACUUCCGAAUGGUUUGGGUCCCAACACUACUGGGAAACUACAGGCAGUUCUUAAUGGCAAAGAGCUUAACAUAACGGAGGAGAUCCAUAAAUCUGAUAGGAUAGAAGAAGAGGAGCAUAUUGAGGGCGGAUUGACUACCGCUGAAGGUAAUUUCGAGGUGGAAUUCGAAACGGAGCCUCUACCGGAAGAUCAUAAACAUACUGAAGAAAAUAUAGAUGGUCACGAAAACUACAACGACUGUUGUCCGCAUCAUCAUAACAACCAAGACAAUCGUCGAAGAGCGCCUAAGUACAAAAAUUAUAAUUAUCAUGAUUACGAAUAUACAGUACAACACCCAAAAACUGAACCUAAUUUCAGCGCUCUAAUUAAUCAAAAAAAGCCAGUUUGCCUGUUUUGUGAAUAUUAUAUGGUAUUUGGGGAGCCCCCAAAGAACAUGAUCAAGUGGUACAACAUGCAUUACGGUUAUAACCAUCUUCCACAGAGGAAUGACAGACAUCAUAGGAAUAGAUAA
Messenger RNA from Nakaseomyces glabratus, 957 nucleotides. It is a transcript of the gene IBD2, whose product is annotated as Ibd2p. The record is from RefSeq and is a predicted model, not a curated record. Gene Ontology annotation, biological process: mitotic spindle assembly checkpoint signaling. Lineage: Eukaryota; Fungi; Ascomycota; Saccharomycetes; Saccharomycetales; Saccharomycetaceae.